AUGGAAGAACCAGUCCUACUAUCUAAAAGCAUGGAGCCUUUUAGCCCGCUGAUCGAAGAAGAGGCCUUCUUGUCACCGGGAACAUUUUCCAGUGCAGAUGAGUACGCCGCCAAUCCCCGAUUCCUGGAACUACAGGAAGAGCUCCGGUGCGUACUCUUUUCCGCCGUCGCAAGCCUUGAGCCAGCCGACACAUCACCGCCCCUGGAGCCUGAAGGGCCCCAACCCCGAGCGCGACAAAGUCUAGACUUCACGCGCGUAAUCUCAAUCCCCAAAAUCAAAUUGAUUUUCUACUUGAAAAAUUGGAUCACGGAAUGCGCCCCGUACCUCGAUAAGUUUGACGAGGCCCGCCACUUUGGCGUCCACAUCCCCAUUCUGGCCCAAGGCUCUCCGGCCCUUUUCUACGCCAUCUUGGCAUUCUCAGCGCGUCAAACGGAGCGUAAGGCCUGUCUCGACAAGGCCUAUGACAGCCUCGAAUUAUACCAGGAGUCCAUUCGACUCCUCGCCCCCUGUCUCCAAGCGAAAGAUCCUAAUGUUCUAGUCACGGUGUGCAUUCUGGCCGUCAUGGAACUCAUGUCCGUCAGUCCACGCGACUGGCGACGACACGUUGAGGGUUGCGCAGCAUUAUUCGACUCCUUCAAUGUAAACGGACUUUCGGGUGGUCAUCUCCAAGCUGUGUUCUGGUGCUACGCGCGAAUGGAGCUAUGCGGAGCCAUUAUCUCGAAUGGUGCAGAAAGCACUGUCCUCCCACUGGAAAAAUGGGUCCCAGCAAUGUCGCAGGCCACAUCAAAAGAAGCCGAAGAGGACAUGAUCCGAGAUCUGUUCUGCGAAAACGGUCGCGCCUCUGCCGAUAUGCAUGCCAACUGGGCUGUUUAUUUGUGCGCGAAGGCGUGUGAUCUUUCGUGUCGGCGAACGCGGUAUUUAGAACUUGGCGAAACGACCGGCGAUCGGCGACCGUUCUCCGAGCAGUGGAAUCGACUUUGGGACGAGUUGCAAUAUUGGAUCGAGACGCGACCUCCAGCGAUGCUGCCUAUCAAGACGACAGGUAUGGGCAGUGGUCAGAUUUUCCCAGAGAUCUUGUUCGCACACUGGGCCGCUAUCUCCGGCAACCAGCUGUAUCAUGCGGCUUCUAUAAUGAUGCUGGAUAUGCGACCGGUCGAGCGGGGCCCUCCGGCGGCUAAGCCACAUUUUUCGGCCAUUUGGCAUGCUCGUCGCGUUUGUGGGAUUUCUUUGACGAAUCCCCACUCGGGAAAUUUGAUCAAUGCUAUCCAACCCCUCUAUAUUGCAGGGAAGUUGCUCAGUCACCAUAGUGAGCAUGUUGAAGUGGCGAAGCUAUUCAAGAUCAUUGAGCGUACAACCGGUUGGGGUGCGCUUUGGCGAUUGAAAGACCUUGAGCGCGCUUGGGGAUACGAACCCGGAGAAAUUCUCGGGGUGAUUUGA
This is a messenger RNA of Penicillium salamii, 1437 nucleotides long. The record is from the annotation of a GenBank genome assembly. NCBI's taxonomy places the organism in Eukaryota, Fungi, Ascomycota, Eurotiomycetes, Eurotiales, Aspergillaceae.